Messenger RNA from Candidula unifasciata, 1152 nucleotides. Lineage: Eukaryota; Metazoa; Mollusca; Gastropoda; Stylommatophora; Geomitridae. The record is from the annotation of a GenBank genome assembly.
AUGGAAUCGACCUCAAAAGUAAUGUCUGUAUUAACAACAACUGACAAGAAAGUUCUCGACACGUCCUCUCACUAUUCUCUGUCUAUUGACACGAAUAACAGUGACGACAUUUUUGUCGAUCAAAACACAUAUACUGAUGAUCCCGAUCCUGUAUCCUACGAGGCUCUGUAUUAUUUUAUGCUGAUCAACAUGUGGGGUGGCGGUCUGCCGGUGAGCAUCUUUGGCGUCCUCACUAAUCUCCUUAACAUCUUUACUUUCCUCAAACAGGGUGUUCAAGAUACUGUUAACAUUAGCCUGCUGGCUCUGGCAAUUUCAGAUUUGUGUUCUCAGAUACCCCUAACGUUUGCCAGCAUCUUUAUAAUACCUACCUUUAAUAUGUUGGAUCUUCCGUUUGCGUGCGAUGAUCUGUUGUACCUUCUAGUGUGGAUUCACGUCAUGUUCACCAGAGUCACAACUUUGAUAACUGCUUACAUCACCUUAGAAAGGUGCAUUUGUGUUGCUGCUCCACUGAAAGUCAAGAACAUCUUCUCACCAGCAAGGACAUUGGUCUGUAUGGUGACUGUGUUCGCAGUUAUGCUAGCUCUCGUUAGCCCCAUGCUAUACACAGCACGACUCACUUGGAUAUUCAGUCCACUGAGGAAUGCAACCAUUCUGGGAGUCACAUUCAUAGACAAUCGCAACAAGAUAGAAACUAUAACCUUCGCUUCAAGCAACCUGAUUCCAACGGUUGCUUUCUUUCUCGUUAUUGUCUGUACUGUGCUGCUUGUAGUGAAUUUACAGAAGAAAUCGCAAUGGCGCUUGCAAGCCAGCGUUUCUUCAAGUAGCAGCGUAAUGUCUUCAAGGGACAGAAAAGUUGUGAAGAUGGUAACUUUGAUAUCAGUGAUAUUCGUGGUUUGUUAUUUCCCCGGAACGGCUGGGUUUAUCUGGUUGAUAGUGGAUACAGAGAUGAGAUUUGAUGGCAAGCACAGGAAUCUGCUGUAUGCUGUAUAUUCUGUCUUGUUCAACCUGGAGUCAAUUAAUGCCAGUAUUAAUCUAUUUAUCUACCUACGACUGAGUUCAAAAUUCAGAUCAACAUUUCUGAAAGCAUUCUGUAGGACAGGAAAGUCAGUCACAAGCAGCAAAACAACUAAAGAGGAGUUGGUAAGUAAGUGA